AAAUUCACAGAACAAAAUCAGAGCGCGCUUGCCGCUAGGUUAGUUCAGACCAGCUGGGAAGCAGAAGAGGCAGAGGCGGUAGGCGGAAGAUUCAGGCUUGAGAGAAGCGAAGCAAAUGGAUUCAUUCUCAAGUCCCUCGAGUGGAUCAUCGUCUCAGUUCAACACAGCGGAUUUCAAAGACCAGCUCAAGACACAGCUUGCUCAGGCCUAUGCCGAAGAAUUCCUCGAGACAGUAAGGGGGAAGUGUUUUGAGAAGUGUAUCACAAAACCAGGGUCAAGCUUAAGUGGAGGUGAAAGCAGUUGCAUCUCUAGAUGUGUGGAUCGAUAUAUUGAGGCCACAGGCAUAAUUAGCAAAGCCUUAUUUUCAGCACCUCGAUGAAAAGAAAAGGCAACUUCAUCGACGGACUGAAUGGGAGUUGCUGAGUACGUGGACUAAUAAUGCUAUCUGAUUAUAAGUGUAAUCCUUUUCAUAAUUUAUCCUUCACAUUGAGAUUUGAUUAUGUGACGGCUGAGUAAGCUUCAAUUCUUGUGGGAGUGUAAUUCCCCUUAUUUGGUUUAGAUUAAAACUUUAGGACUUGAGACAAUCAGCACAGGCGUUGGAUUUGUCAAGCGAGAUUGUGGUAACAAAAAUUCUAAUUUUGUUUUGAUUUGGAAUUACCUUGUUUAAUCA
This is a messenger RNA of Prosopis cineraria, 670 nucleotides long. Its product is annotated as mitochondrial import inner membrane translocase subunit Tim13. NCBI's taxonomy places the organism in Eukaryota, Viridiplantae, Streptophyta, Magnoliopsida, Fabales, Fabaceae. The record is from RefSeq and is a predicted model, not a curated record. The transcript is spliced from 2 exons. Bases 116 to 379 code for a protein of 87 amino acids.